Messenger RNA from Fusarium proliferatum ET1, 516 nucleotides. RefSeq lists its product as uncharacterized. The record is from RefSeq and is a predicted model, not a curated record. Lineage: Eukaryota; Fungi; Ascomycota; Sordariomycetes; Hypocreales; Nectriaceae. The transcript has a single exon. The coding region runs from base 1 to 516 and encodes 171 amino acids.
AUGCAUCGGCGUUUUAAAGGAUGGAUUGACUCAAAAUGGCACAGUCGCCGACGCACCCCCGAAAUGCCACGGCUUCCCGAUCCGCGACCGUACACAUUGACACCACCACCGUCGCAAGAACGAAUUACAACAUUAGCAGAAACGGUUUCAUUCUUCAGACUGUCCCUCGAACUUAGACGAAAGAUUCUCAUUUACGCAAUCGGCAACCGCACAGUUCACGUAGACCUCGUUUUAACUCAUCCGUUACGUGAACCGAUCAACGAUGAACGAUCCACUUACAGAUCCACAAAGCCCGCCCACAGGUACCAUACCGAUAAUAUGCACCUCUAUCCAUAUACCGAAGAGAAUCUAGGGUUGGAUACAAAUCAGCCUAGAUACUGGCAAUGGAGAGGCUGCGUAGCUCAUCGCCUGCCACAUCCUCGUAUCAAAACUACAGCGGAUUUCUAUACUGUUGUCAAGCCUGCGGAUGAUAGAUGUUGUGAAGGAUUGACGACCUGUUUAACUGCACUAGAUUGA